UUCAAUGUCGUCCAAAUGCAGAUUAAGCAUUUCAGUUCCUUCGUCAAAUAAGUUUUUUAAUGUCCAAAUGCAGCGAUGAAGCCUGCUUAAGACUCAAAAUUGAUCAGAAUCAACAGCAAAUUCAAGAAUUAAAUAUAAAAAAGUUAAUUUUAUUCAAACUUUGCAGUUAAUUUGUGUAAAACUGAGAACAUAAAGUCAAAGACAGUCCGUCAAAAAGUGAGCAAUUAAACAUUUUUCAAACAACGUUUUAAAAUUAUUAUCUUUAAACUUUAUUGAUAAGAUAAUUAAUUUCUUCAGAAAAUUGAUAACAAGCAGUUGAGCGUUGAUAAGAAUUAAGGCACAAAAUCCACACAAUUUUCGCCCGACUAUUAAGCUUUUAAUUAUUAAAUUAUUUUCGCAUUUAUCACAAAAAAGUUAAAGUUUGUCAAAAUAAGUGAAAAAUUUUGCAGUUUUUGAAUUCUUGCCUUUUCGCAUGCUUUUCGAUCUACUAAGAUUGUUCACAAAAAAAGCAAAUACCCAAAUCUUAUUGACCCAACAUUCUCAAUGUCUAUCACAGCUGAUUUAUUAAGCCAUGUGCUUUGAUUAUGGAAAAUUCCAAUGAUUUCAUCUUCUUCUGUUUUUGUCUAUUUAUUCCAAAAUCUGGUUCUUGCUGUGACUGUUUUUUCAGUUUCGGUUCUUCGUGUUAAUCUUCAACACGUGCUUUCUUGUGCUAAAUCUGAAUUAUGAACUCAAAACCUGCGUCAUUUUGGAUUCUUUUAAUAAUUUUUUGGAUCAUAUCCACAACAAAUGCACAAGUUGCUUCCUGUUCGUACAGAAUUGAAUGGUUUGAAGUCUCUGUUAAUACAUUUAAAAAUAGUUCUUAUUAUUCCUGCAAUUUAAACGCACAGCAAUCGAAUGAGAAUAUUAAAAUCUCAAGAAUCAUUGGUCAGCACUAUCCAGGAUAUAACGACAAUCACGUCACUUUCCUCAAUAUCAACAAUAACAAUAAAUUUAAACUUUUUUCGCCAUUUUUCUGUCAGAAAUUUCCUAACCUCCAAAUUAUAAAAACAACAGCUGUUAAUUUCCUGACUAUAGACCAAGAUUCUUUAAUAAAUUGUGCAAAUUUACAAGUUUUUUCCACUUUUGGGAACCGAUUGCAUGCCAUAAAUGAAUAUUUGCUGUACAGGAACCCAAAGCUGACUUAUUUAUCACUGGAAAGCAAUCAACUUAAUGUCUUACCUGAAAAUUUGCUGACAAAUCAAAAGGAACUCUUGGAACUGCAACUGCACUACAAUGAACUAGCUUUGAUCCCAUCGAACACUUUCAAGUCACUAGUUAACCUUCAAAUCCUGACUUUAGACAACAAUAGACUCAACUUAAUCGAUCCUGAAUGGUUUGUAAACCUGCAAAAGUUAAAGAUUCUUACACUGGAGACCAACAGAAUCACCAAAAUCCAAGCAAACUCUUUCAUUAAUCUAAUAAAUUUAGAGUUGCUGUCAUUUGGCAGCAAACCUGGAAUUGAGCUUCAUCAAAAUUCAUUCAAUGGCCUGCAAAAAUUGAAAGGUUUGAGCUUCUUUGACAAUUAUUUAUCAGACUUACCGGCAAGUAUUUUUGUAUCAUUGACUAAUUUGGAGUCCAUGGGUAUCCAAAAGCAUCAAUUGAAGACUAUCCAUUCAGACUCAUUUGGAUAUCAUAGGAACUUGACAUCAAUUGCCUUGGAUGACAACUUAAUUAACUCAAUUGAUGAACGGAUUCUUGACAAAACAGCAGUAAAUACUUUCUAUAUGAAGAAUAACAUAUGCAGCAAUGUCGAUAGCUUAAACAGAGAUCAGAUCAGACAGAAUUUAAGGCAAUGCUUUAAUAAUUAUCAGCCUAGGGCACUAAAUGCUGCUUCAAAUGUUCCAAAUACACCUCGACCAAUUGAAAGUAAGCAACAGGCAACAAUUUUUCCAUUUGCAGCUACUUUGAGUCCACCAAAGACAAACUAUUGUGGACAACGAGUUACUGGACAUGGAAAUAUCAUUGGUGGGAGUCAGCUUGCUCGUGGGGACCAUCCAUGGCUUGCAGCAUUAGUCAUGAGAAAUGGCAAGUAUUUUUGUGCUGGGAAUCUAGUAACAACACGUAAGGUUAUAACUGCUGCACAUUGCAUCCAAGACAAGCACACAAGCCUGCCAACACAACCACAGAACAUAAUCAUCCUUCUUGGAGUUUUUGACCUCGACAGAACUGUCGAGACAGGAAGAAUAUCACAUGCUGUACAAAGUGCCAACAUUCAUCCAGAUUGGAACACAUUGACUGAGUCAUUUGAUGCUGAUAUUGCAGUUUUGGUGAUGGAAACGGAAGCUGUCUAUAGCAGAUAUAUUCAGCCUGUUUGUCUGCUUGGUCCUUUAUCAAGUAUUAUAGCCACAGCUUCUGGUGUUGUUGUUGGAUAUGGAAAAAGUGAAGACGAGACAAAAAUUCAUGAAAAUAUCCCAAAGAUCCUAAACAGUCAAAUUCACAAUAAUCCAUUCUGCUUCCAGGACAAUAGAGCACUUGCAAGAAUAUCAAGUGGACGAACAUUUUGUGGUGGACCUGGAAGAGGUAUUGGAGUAUGUCGUGGUGACAGUGGAAGUGGAUUGUAUGUGACUGAUGGCAGUGCUUAUUAUCUUCGUGGAAUUGUCUCGUCAUCGUUGAUUGGAGGUCAAUAUGGAUGUGAUGUUGACACUUAUUCUGUAUUUACGGAUGCUUUGAAGUUUAUGGAUUGGAUCAAUGAGAUUUAAGAUUACAUACAGGGGAGCGAGGAGGGG
Chironomus riparius is the source of this 2765-nucleotide messenger RNA. Lineage: Eukaryota; Metazoa; Arthropoda; Insecta; Diptera; Chironomidae. The record is from the annotation of a GenBank genome assembly.